UUUAUAUUUAUACCCAUUCCAUUCAAUUGCAGAUUGAUUUGGCAACAAUGGGCGGCGACGGUGGUGGUUUUUGACUUCGAUCGAACCCUAAUCGACGACGACAGCGACAGAUGGAUCGUGACCGAAAUGGGUCUGACCCAUCUCUUCAACCAACUUGGGCACACCAUGCCUUGGACCUCUCUCAUGGACAGGAUCAUGCAGGAGCUCCACUCUCACGGUCACGGCAUCACCACCCAACACCGCUUCAGCCAUCAAAUCUCAUUUGCAGCUGCGAUUUGAGGAUAAUCAGUGACGCCAAUUUGUUUUUCAUUCGGACCAUUCUCGAACACAAUGGCUUAUUGGGUUGCUUUUCGCAUAUCAAUACAAACCCAGCUUUUGUAGAUAAUGAAGGACGCCUUCGCAUCACUCCCUUGUCGCCUCACGCUUGCCCCCUCUGCCCUCCCAAUAUGUGCAAGGGUUUAGUGAUGGACCAAAUUCGAGGUUCUUUACCUGGAAAUGAAAGAAGAUUCAUCUACCUUGGAGAUGGAAUGGGUGAUUAUUGCCCGACUUUGAAGCUGAAGGGAGAUGAUUUUGUGAUGCCAAGGAAGAAUUAUCCUCUCUGGAACCGGAUUCACAGUGACCCAAAACUAGUUGCUGCAGAAGUUCAUGAUUGGAGCAAUGGGGAGGAGUUGGAGAGCAUUCUACUAAAUCUUAUCAACAAAUUAACCCCCACUAAUGGUGAAGGACCCCCCCCCCCCCCUUCCCAUGUAGGUUACCAAUGCUCUAGCUCCCAAGAGACCCAAUAAAGGAAGCUCCAUUAAACUCAAAUGAAUAUUAUUACUUUGAGAGGGUUCUGUACUCCGGCCAAGGUGCAUUCCUCUCUCACAAUUUCUCUUCAUACAUUCUCUCUACCUGAUAGCAAUUAUACGAUUGAUCAUUGUUAGUGGAAGUCCACCAAACUUGCAUUGUUCCCCAAUCCCCAUAUGUAACUGAUCGAUUUGAUUAUUGAACAGAAGAUAGAUAGUUAAUACUCAAUGCUGCAGUUCCAUGAGAAAAAUAGAACCCUGUUUUGGUUUUCAA
Molecule: messenger RNA, 1059 nt
Organism: Cajanus cajan (pigeon pea)
Lineage: Eukaryota; Viridiplantae; Streptophyta; Magnoliopsida; Fabales; Fabaceae
Source: RefSeq, a predicted model, not a curated record